CGGGGGAGGGAGGGAGGGAGGAGAAACGCCGCCUUGUUUUUGAAGCAUGCACAUAUUCUCUGGACUUCAUAUUUGCAGAGCGGGACGGAUCGUGUAACGCUUUUGCUAUCACAGCGCGAGGCAGAGGAUAGCAGAGAGGAUGCUUCGAGAAGACUGGCUGUUGCAGUGCAUGUGCCGUAAGAUGGAGACAUAUUGGGGCUAAGGAUCGUAACACGGAGGAAAUAUGUUGAUCUGCACAGGAUGCAUGCCUUCCCUGGCGUCGUUUCUCGCCUGUAAUAUGUAGCGACGACCGAGCAGCUUUUGCUUUGAGGCUCCCGUGAAAAGCGUCGCUCAUCCCCGGCUGGAGCAGAGCAACCUCCCCCAGGUUCAGUGUCGAUUUGGCGGAGAGAUGCCCCGCUAAAAGUGCGCUGUCCGCGGUGCUGAAGGGAUCCCGCAGCUCCUCGGGUCCUGACCUUCUCUCCCCAAAAUCCUUCUCCCGCAACAAGACACAGGAAGGUGGGCAAAAAAAAGCAGGCCACCGCACAUGGACAACUGCUGGGCUUGACUUGAGUCAGCCUGGACACUAUUCUCUUUCAUGGCUGUGGCACGCAAAAUCAAAACUUUGCUGACCGUCAACAUCUUGGUGUUCGUGGGGAUUAUCCUGUUCUCGGUGUACUGCAGGAUCCAGGACCGGUCCGAGGAGAUCAUCCAGAUGGGGCGUAUGUCCGACCAGAGGCUGCGAGCCAGGAAUGGUAAAGUUUCCAACUUGGUGGACAGGCAGUCUAUUCUGCAGAGGCUGGAGAGGCUGGAGGACGUGGUCUACAACCAGCUGAACGGUUUGGCGAAGCCCAUGGGUCUGGUUGAGGGUCCCGGAGGUCUCGGUCAGGGCGGGGCUGCUGCCACUCUAGGGGAGGACAGUCUCGAUGUGGAGGGGAAAUACGAGGAGUACGGAUACAACGCUCAGCUCAGCGACCGCAUCUCCCUGGACCGGAACAUCCCCGACUACAGGCCCAAGAA
This is a messenger RNA of Notothenia coriiceps (black rockcod), 996 nucleotides long. Its product is annotated as polypeptide N-acetylgalactosaminyltransferase 9-like. The record is from RefSeq and is a predicted model, not a curated record. The annotation marks the transcript as partial. The transcript is spliced from 2 exons. NCBI's taxonomy places the organism in Eukaryota, Metazoa, Chordata, Actinopteri, Perciformes, Nototheniidae.